Ceratina calcarata is the source of this 3772-nucleotide messenger RNA. RefSeq names its product twinfilin actin binding protein (gene twf). Gene Ontology annotation, molecular function: actin filament binding; actin monomer binding. Lineage: Eukaryota; Metazoa; Arthropoda; Insecta; Hymenoptera; Apidae. Gene Ontology annotation, biological process: barbed-end actin filament capping; actin filament depolymerization; positive regulation of neuron projection development. The transcript has 5 exons. Gene Ontology annotation, cellular component: actin filament; myofibril; cytoplasm. Bases 263 to 1309 code for a protein of 348 amino acids. The record is from RefSeq and is a predicted model, not a curated record.
UCUUGACAGAUCGUUCGUCAGCGUUUCACUGGCGUGACGCGCGAUCCCUUGUUGCCAAGAAGACGGUGAAACAGUUUUCAACGAAAUAGAUCGUGUCCGUGGCUUCCCCUGAUUUCGGAUUCAGUUCGAUUUUUUUCCCGUUUCCUCUCCAGUCCUCUAGUCAUUUACACGUUCCGCCUGUGGUGGUGGAUCGUUCGUUCGAUCGGGGGGAAGUGCAACCAGUUUUCUACCAUUCUUUCAGACCGAUUACACUUCACGGAUCAUGUCACAUCAAACGGGAAUCAAAGCGAACGACGCGCUCAAAAAGUUGUUCGCCAAAUGCCGGGACGGGAAAAUACGAGUAUUGAAAGUCUCCAUCGAAAACGAGGAACUGACACCUGCUUCCUCGUCGAAACCAGCGAACAAGUGGCAAGACGAUUACGACAAGAUGAUCAAACCUUUAAUCAUAGAGAAUCAACCGGCAUACAUUCUAUACAGACUGGAUAGCAAGUCCCCCGAUUCUGGAUACGACUGGUUGUUUAUAUCCUGGUCUCCUGACACUGCACCAGUCAGACAAAAGAUGUUGUAUGCAUCGACCAAGGCAACAUUGAAACAAGAGUUUGGCACUGCCUCUAUAAAGGAAGAACUGCACGGCACGGUACCGGAGGAUAUAACGUUAGAGGGCUAUCAUAAAUAUAAGAGAAACGAUGCUGCCCCAGCACCUUUAACGACUGCUGAAGAAGAAUUAGCGGAGCUUAAGAAGAGUACGGUGACUACAGACUACAGCGUAGAAACGAGACACCAGACACUGAGCGGCGUCGCUUUCCCUCUGACCGACGAGGCAAAACAAGCGAUCACGGAGCUCGGAAAAGGUAUACACGAAUAUGUACAGUUGAAAAUCGAUUUAGAAGAAGAGAAGAUCCACCUAGUUAUGGCUUGCGACGUUUCCCUGGACAAGCUACCAACGAAAGUCCCGUCGGACUCUGCCAGAUACCAUCUCUAUAAUUUUAAACACACGCACGAAGGAGAUUACAUGGAGCAUAUAGUUUUCAUCUACAGCAUGCCAGGAUACAGUUGCAGUAUUAAGGAAAGGAUGCUGUACUCCUCGUGCAAGGCGCCUUUAUUAGAACUAAUUCAAUCGCACGGCGUGACCAUAACGAAAAAAUUGGAAGUAAAUAGCGGCGAGGAGCUGCCAGACAUGCUGGAAGAUCCUCCAACGAUAAAAGAACCAGCCGCGAUUACUCCCGCAACUCCGUCGACGCCCUAUGCUCCUCCUCAAUCUAUUACCGAGAAAAAGUCAAAGCAGAAGAGAUCUUGCGUGUUGAGUUAACCGAACCAACGCUCGACCAUUGCCUCCAUGCCCAUUAACGUUUCUUACGUGUUACGAAAUAUAUAUAUAUAUAUAUUUCCACGUGUUUUACAUACUGAAUUGAAUUCGAUAUCUUCCCUUCGCGAAUUCUGAGAUUUUGUGAUAAACGCGAUAUUAUUGCUCGAUGAUGUGUCGUUUAGUGUAAAUGCGGUGUAAUCGGUUUUUCGUUAAGUCAGAAUUCUUGAAAUCCCACGAUAUCGUUAGUUGUUGUCGAAGGUGAUGAAAGAGUUUAAAGCGCGCCUUGAUCAGAGAGGAUUUUUUUAAUCGAUUACCGAUAUAUUUAUUGAUAUUUAGCACUAAUAAUAAUAAUAAUAAUAAUAAUAAUUGGUCGGUGGUGAUACGUGUAUCUACGUAGCGACGCAGAGUAGACCAAACGAUGUAUUUUUCUAAAUUUUAAGAGAGGCAAAAUUUUCGUCUCGAGGUCGUCUUUUGAUAACGCAAACAAAUGCCAGUUCUUGUUGAUCCACUAAGCCACACUGCAAUCGUUUAUUACAGAGAAUUACUAUAAGGAAUGAACAAAUCAUGAGAUUCAGUUGCUUGGCAUUGAAAGUGAAGCCUUCCAUAGCAUUUCCAUAUCCCUUUUCUUUAUACUUUUUUUUUUUUAAUCAAUCUAAACGCAUUGUACCCAGCUCUGUGUAAGUUCCUUUGUACUUUACUCGUUUCAUAGUUUGUAUAAUAAUUCCUACGUUAUACGUAAUGUUUAAAAGAAAACCCAGUGAGCCGACUGUGAGAAUUAGUUCCUAGUCCAUUGAGAAGUGAUAUCUUACGUCUUAAGUUUUCCUCUUUUUCCUUUUUACGAUACGUUGAAACGAAGGCUUGACUUUCAAAUUCAUUCAAAUUGUCUUGUAUAGGGAUUAGUGAUAAAUAAUAGAGGUAGAGCGUUUUCAAACAAAAUAUCUGUGGUAAAAGAAAAACGUAAAUGCAUAACUUAUGUGAUUUAUUAGAGAGUUAAGGAAAAUUCCAUGUGCUCUAGUUAGCUGACGCCACUCAACUUCCCUGCGUAAUGAUUAUAUUAUAAAUAAGAAGAUAUAGAAAGAGAGAGCGAGAGCGAGAGAGAGAGAGAGAGAGAAAGAGCGAGCAGGACCGCGAGUGAUAAAAACGUGCAAAAUCGCGACAACCGAUUGUCGUGGCUAUAUUUUCUUUGCACAAUUAUCAUUUUUUGAACACAAGCUAGUGAUGAUACUAGUUACUUUAUUAAUAUUAAAUUAUAUAUAUAUAUAUUAUAUAUAUAAGAAAAUAUAUAUAUAAUGUUCUACUACGUACAACGUACUACUGUAAAUGAUACAAAACAUUAGAUUCCACAAAUAUAAUGUACGAAGACUGAUCUUGGUAUGUCCCAUUGGCUGUAUAAUCGACAAAAAGGAGAAGCUAUUCAGUGUUCAAAUUUAUACAAUUAGAAAUGUUUUCAAAGUAUCUUCCAUACAAGUUGCUGAUUGUUUCAUCGAUAUUCCGUUACUUUAAAUACGUAAACCGAUAAGGAGUUAUAUAAGUGGUCGUCGUGUUAACGAUUCCGAUCGAUGAAUAUUUUGCUAGCGUUAAUUGUGAUAAGUUUAUCUAUCCCCUUCCGAAACAUUCCUCGUACAAACUGUAUAGCGAAUGGGACUGUAAUCUAAAUAGACAGCAGACAGCAGAUAUUCGAGAGGCAUUCUAUUUUUCGUGAUCUGUAUUUUUUUAAAAACUCUCGUAGCUUUUUAUAAAACUUUUUAAAAAUUUUCGUCCAAGACGCAAAAGCAAGCAAACUUGUCGAGAAGAGUUUGGCCUAAUUUUAACAUGGAUAAAUGCGAAGUGCGCCAAAUUCUUAACAGUUCAUCCGUCGAUCAAAAACGGAAAGGAAAAACAAGUCGUACUAUUUCGUCGAUGAGUAGCUCAUGAUUUAUCGUACCUCGUCGUCGCUAUUGUUUUUUGUUUUUGUUUUUUUAAGGAUGUAUCACAUCCUUAAAUGAGUUCUCAUAUCUUUGGAUAUACUCGUAAUUUAUCCUUUUAUUUUUCGUAUAGUUUUGCAAAAACUAUUCCGGCUUAAGUUCCUCCUUAGUCUUCUAUUUUUACGUGUAGGAAAGCGGAUAUAGAAUUUGGCACACGUUUCUAUAUAUAUAUACAUAUAUGUAUAGCUACGAGGAAGAAAGAGGAAAAGCUUUUCGCAAAGUGCUCAAAAGGGAACGAAAAAAUUAUUAAUGAGAAAUGUGUUCCAUAUUUAGAUAUAACGCGCACGCACAUAUUACACUAUUACAGCCUGGGCGUAUUUCAAUUUACAGUGAUAUUGUACCAGGCCUAUUCUGUAAGUUUUCUCUUCUAUUUUUAGUGUAAUUUCGUUUCCAAUCUGUUAGCGAAUAAUUGUAGACCCGUUACAAACGAAAUAAAGCGAAAUUGUAUAUCUUGCCAAUACUAAAUACGCUACAAAUAAAGCAUUAUGCGAUUAUAAUCCUA